Molecule: messenger RNA, 5575 nt
Organism: Sphaerulina musiva SO2202
Lineage: Eukaryota; Fungi; Ascomycota; Dothideomycetes; Mycosphaerellales; Mycosphaerellaceae
Exons: 5
Coding region: 808-5274 (1488 amino acids)
Biological process (GO): phosphorylation; phosphorelay signal transduction system
Molecular function (GO): phosphorelay sensor kinase activity; protein binding
Source: RefSeq, a predicted model, not a curated record
AUGGCAGCGGAGCGGAGCGGAGCGGAGCCUGUCACCUCCCUCCCUACCCCCGUCUAGGCGUCUACACGGAUGUGCCCGCAGGUAGACUUGACCUCAAUGUCUUCCAGCUUCCCCCAUCCACCUCCACCUCGUCCCCGAGACGGACGCAGUGAGGUGAUGGCCGAGGUACAUGUAACUUUCCCCCUCAGGCUUCACACACUCACUCUGCCGCCGCCGCUCGUCUCGACAUCCAGACUUCCAGGCAGCUUCUAGCUCAAACUUUGGCGGAAACGCUGGCUGGACCUGGACUACUGCACCGUGGUCCGUAGGCGUAAUUACAUAUUCAAACUGAGGCUCACUGCACGUCGCAGGUGUGACGCACGUCCACACACAGGCACCACCACCACAUGCAACACACACAUCCUUGCACUCUCUGCACACUUCUCGACUGCGCGACGCCGACACACCCAUCCCUACCUGACCUGACUAUACCAUAGCACCGCACAGUGCCGCCCUCCAUCGCAUCGACCCGCACAGUGCACACCCUCCGCCGGUGCCCUUCGCCGGUGCCCUCUGCCCUCUGCCCUCCGCUCUCCGCUCUCCGCCCUCCGCCCUCCCUCCGCCUCUCCGAUCCAGCUGUGCUCAUUCUCGAGCCCUCCGAGUCCUACGACCGACAGGCAUUCACUACCUACCUACCUACCUACCUACCACAAUUACCACGACCGCCAUCACCAUCACCAUACCUCCCCUCCCACACCGGGCACACAUUCUUUCCAUGCAUGCAUCUGCCGGCGCCGCGCUGGGAUCGAAGUUGGAAAUCGUGCUUGGAUGGGAGAUAGAGACCCCACGCCCGUCGCUGCCUCCCGUACGGGCAGAAAAAGGAGCGCAACCAACGAGGCCGAGUACGUGACCGAGGAGCUGGGCCGCUCGACAAUGGCGCGUGUUUCGUUUGACGACUUUCAGACGCGCGUUGCUGCCAGCGAGACUGGCAGCAAUAACAGCAGCGCCACCAAUGAGCAUGAUAGUCCCGCCACUCAGGAUGAUUACUUCUCGGCCCCAGGCACUGACGAUGGCUUCAAUGACGAUAUCGUAUCUCAAGGAAGCAUUAGUUCGCGGCGCGCUGUUGACCUGCACAUUCAAAUUCCUCCCGCCCAGCUGCACUCGCACAUGGCUUUCACCGCAUUGCAAUAUCUGCCCAUGCCCGUCCUGGUGCUUUCGAGUGCGAAGACCGUAGUGCUGGCAAACGAGGCCAUGGGACAUUUGCUGGGCAUCACUCUCGAUCUUCCACCACCCGAUAACGUCGAUCUGCCCAUGGACCACUUGCAGCGGGUGGUCAGCCGUGAGGCCAGCAGCUCUACCGAUGUCCUAUAUGGCGUGACUCCGGGCGACUUGGGGCUGGAUAUCUUGCAGAAUGGCGCGCCCAUGUUUGUAUCAUGGGAUAGUUUUCUCAACUCUGUACUUGACGAUGCUUCACACGCCCAGAGCAGCACAACCCAGCUGAACACAUAUCGCGAAAAGCGAGGUGAUGUAGACAACACUCCCACUGGACGAGGCACACAUCAUAGAAGGUCCACUUCGGAGGCCACCCCGCCGAUUGCAGUUUCGGGAGUUCGUACUGAGGUCCAUGAUGCGGUAGUGCAAGUGGUCUUCUCCACCCGUCGAGAUCCCCGAACGGGUUUGCCAUUGCCCGUGUCCGCAAAUACCGCCGAUGAUGAGCACAUUCAUUCGGAAAUGAUCAUUUCUAUCUGGGCGACGGAGGACGAACAGUACUUCACUCUCACCUUUACCGCGGCAGCGGCAGCUCCGGCAGGCACUUCGGGAUCUGGUGGCACCCCGUCCGAACCGACCAAGACCACCAGUCGAACCGUCUCUCGCGCUGCCACGAGUUAUUCCAACAGUGUGCAUUCCGGCUCCGGCGUAGACUCGGGUCCCAGCUCGAAUUCUAGCUCCCGCAAUACCGGUGUACAUAGGCAUCACCAUGCCCGAAGUAAACCGACUUCCGUCUAUGCCAGUCCUUUGAGCAUGGAGUUUCCACCGCGAGGGCCGCCCACGCAAUCCGCGCCCCACGCACCCUCCUUGUUCGCGAAAACGAAUCGGCUGAAACAAGCUUUGCUUAAUAGUAUGAGCAUGCCAGCCUAUGCCAUGUGGAAGGACGAAACAUUCGGUAUACCGAACAAAGCAGCGAUCCGGUUGAUUCUUCCCAAUGCCGAAGAUGGCGAAUUUGAUGCGCAAGAGCAGGCCAAGGAAUUUCUGCUUCGCUUCGUGCUGUACAAGGAGGACUUCUCCGAAACCAUUCCUCUGGAGAACUAUCCCAUUAUGCGUGUGAUGAAGACUCGCGCGGGGUUCCAAGGCUAUCGCGUUGGCAUGUACAGUGCCAAGGAUGGCAGCCGUAUGCUAUACGACACGAGUGGUGAGACGUUGCUCGACGACAAAGGUGAUUUUGUGGGAGGUUGUGUCAUUUUCCACGAUGUAACAGGCUACGCUCGAACGAUCAUGCAUCAGAAGGAAGAGAAUGAACGGCAGUUCGAGAAUAUCUGCAACAUGAUUCCGCAGCUGAUCUGGCGAACCACACCCGAUGGCAUGCACGACUAUUUCAAUGACCCAUGGUAUACGUAUACUGGCCUCUCCGUUGAGGAGAGCGAGGGAGAUGGCUGGCUCAAUGCCUUCGCCCCUGAGGAUCUUGCAAUUGCGGAGCCGAUAUGGGCACACUGCCUUGCAACGGGAGAUGAGUAUCGGGUUGAAUAUCGCGCGAAGAGCGCUACGGGCGACUUGCGGUGGAUGCUUGGUCGAGCAACGCCCAUGAGGGAUGCGAAUGGGCAAAUUAUCAAAUGGUUUGGUACAUGCACAGACAUCCACGAUCUUGUACUCGCGCGAGAAGAGGCCAAACAGACCCGACUGCAAUUGGAGCGUGUGAUUGAACAUGCGAAUAUUACCUUGUGGGCGGUGGACAAGGAUAUGAAACUGACCCUGUCCGAAGGUCGGGCCAUGUCGGACGACCCGGCGGACAUUGACAUACAUAAGCGAAGGAAUACAUACAUUGGGAAGCCUACCAGCUGGCUCUUCGAACGGCAGGGCAGGGAAUCGGAGCGAGAGGUAUUCGAGCGGCCGAUCAGGGCAAUUCUCGCGAGGCAAAAAUCAGAGGAGACCAUCGAGACAGUCACAGGGGGAAACGGCAGAUACUAUCGCACCAAGCUGCUCGCUCUCACUCGCCAAGAACGGGCUGGUGGUAUCGAGGGCGAAACAUAUGUGGAUGGUGUUGUGGGAGUAUCCAUGGACGUCACCGAGCUGAAAAAGGCCGCAGACGAGGUUCAGGCACGAGAUCGGGAGAAUGCGCGGCUCAUGGCGCAGAGUGUUGCUGCGAAGGAAGCCAGUAAGAUGAAGAGUCAAUUCCUCGCGAAUAUGUCACACGAAAUCAGAACGCCAAUCGCCGGUGUCAUUGGCAUGUCCGAGCUCCUCCUGGACGAGGAUGACUCUGCGUCGGGCAAGUUGACGAAAGAGCAACGCGAAUGUGCAGAGAAUAUCCAGCGAUCUGCCAAUGGUUUGCUUACUGUCAUCAAUGACAUCCUGGACUUUUCCAAGGUGGAGUCUGGACGGUUGGACAUUGAAGAAGUGCAAUUCGACCUCUCAGUGGUCAUCAGUGAUGUCAACAAGAUGUUGAGUUUUGCAGCCGAACGCAAAGGGCUGAAGUAUAUUGACGACAUUCAACAGCUCUCAAGCUGGAAGGUCAUGGGCGAUCCAGGACGUCUACGACAGGUCAUGACUAACCUGCUCACGAAUAGUAUCAAGUUUACCAGCGACGGAAGUGUGACGAUGCGCGUGAAGGCGCAACGUGAAACGAAUGACACGGUGGAGGUGCACUUUACGGUAGAAGAUACGGGCAUCGGCAUUGAGGAAGAGGUGCGGCAGAGGCUCUUCAAACCUUUUUCGCAGGCGGACAGCUCGACUGCACGACGGUUUGGUGGUACAGGCCUAGGCCUGACAAUCAGUAAGAAUCUGGUAGAGCUCAUGCGCGGUGAAAUUUUCCUCGAGUCGAAGCUUGGUGUCGGCACGAGAGCGACCUUUUGGAUCCCUUUCAACAAAGCACCCUACCAGACCUCGGCGGACUCACCUCUGGUGGACUUGGGGACGAUACCGGAUCGGCUUGCCUCGGAGCUUUCUGUGUCUCGACCUAGUAGCGAUCACAAUGGCACUAGUGGGCCCGCCACGCCGACGGGUGGACAUCGCAAAGAGUUAUCGAUGGGUGGUCUCGCUGGUCUCGGCCCAUGGGCAGAAAGCAUGGGGAUGGAUCUGGAUCUGAGCGAAGAGGAGCGCCGCAACACACAAGUUUUGGUCGUCGAGGACAACCCGGUCAAUCAGCAGAUUGCGUUGAAAACAAUCAAGAAGCUCGGGUUUCCCGUACGCGCGGUUUGGAAUGGCCAAGAAGCGCUGGAGUAUCUGUCUUCGCCUUCUCCAGAGCGACCGCGGCCUCAGGUGAUAUUAAUGGAUGUGCAGAUGCCAAUCAUGGAUGGCUAUCGGGCCACAUGGACGAUCCGCAACGACAAGGCCUUCGUUCAGAACGCUGACGUGCAGAGUGCCCCGAUCAUUGCCAUGACUGCUUCGGCGAUCCAGGGCGAUCGGGAAAAGUGCCAAGCAGCGGGCAUGGAUGACUACCUCGCGAAACCGGUCAAGAAGCCCAUGCUCGAGAAGAUGCUCAUCAAGUGGGCGAUUGAGGGCAGGAAGAAACGGGUCGAGUUGAAAAGCAACCCGAAUUUACUGAAACGUCCCGGUGUUCAGCAGAACCAUUCCUUUACCGCCAGCGAAACAUCGAGUUCCCUCGUCACACCACAGGAACAUCUGAGUAGCGAAGUGGAUCGUCUCGAAUUUGUUCAUUCUGCUCGAUUUGCUAGCAGCAGCGAGACGGAAUCCGAGCGUGCGCAUCGUCAAAUCAAAGCGGAAGAGCAGGCCAUGUCGUUGAGAGACCAUGAGUUGAUCGAAUCCGGAGAAGAUCCCAAAACGAAACUGGGAAAAGGCGUGGGUGAAGAGGCGCAACAGAUUACGAAUGCGAAUACUGGUGCGAGCGCACUGACCGAAGCGAACAUGGAACAAUUCGAUUUAAGGGAUCGGAUGGGACUGCUGAAGCGGGAGAACACAGAUGGCGACAACAGCAGUAUGAUGGCCACGCUUGCUGAUACAGAGGGACAGGCACUUCCUUCUCACUUGCACCAGAGGAGUACGGCACCCAGUCCGGAGAGGCUUCCUGGCAGCAUAGGAGGGCCUUUACCACAUCGGCGGAGUUGGCAGCCGGAAAAGAGAUGAGCGAGAUACGUGUGCAUAGAGAGGUGUUCCAGAACUCAUGCAUUCGGGAAAAUUGGGUAUCACAGCACUUACAUGGCGUUGCAUUGUACAUUUGGAUGGUAAUGUGUUAAGACGAAGUCACGAGAAAGAAAAAAGUCAUCAGAAGGGAUGAUCUGGAAUGAGUGCAGCAUGAAGCAAGGGGUGAAGACAGACCGACCUACCAACAACAAGACACGUCGUUUUUCGCGAGACGCAGUAAUGGAGCAGUAUAGACCAAGUACGUCUACAGUACCUACCAAUAGAAGCAAGCAAGCAAUUUGAU